GAAGAAGCAGAGCGCCAUCACUGCACGGCUUGAAGUGUAUAAGAGCGCACCGUGAAGUAACUAUAAGUGCAUGUUGUGAAGUAUAUAAGUGUGGAGGAGGACCUAAGGAGCGAUACAAAGCGUUACAGGUCAAAAGAAGAAGAAGAAGAAGAAGGCUGUGCUCGGCGGUCGGCGGCUAAGCGACGUACACACGAGGCGGCGCGGCACCGGCGGUGAGGUGGAGCAAGGAUUUUGGAGUCUGUCAGCCCCACACUGGUGCCCUCACGCCUGUACCCAGCCCUGCACCCCGGGAGGUAGGCAUCGCUCCUUCCUCGUCCUCUAUUACCAAGCUUUCCUGUGGCCGGGACUGUGUGGCUAAGGGAUGACGACCUACACUGAGGAAUACAUAAGGAACAAGCUCACCACAGAACUUGAGGCCUCUCAUGUUAGUGUGGAGGACCUGAGUGAUGGGUGCGGCGCCAAGUUCAGUGUGGUGGUCGUGUCUCCAAAGUUCUCAGGCAAGCCAUUACUACAGCGGCACAGGCUGGUGAAUGCGGCACUGCAGGAGGAGCUGAAGGAGAUCCACGCCUUCUCCAUGAAGACUCUCACGCCCGAGCAGUGGCAGGAACAGCAGCAGUGACGGGAGUGACGCCAGGCAGCAGCAGCCACAACCAGCAGAAGUACCAACACAGCAGCACAGGGGCAGUAGUCACGGCACAGCAGCAGUCUGCAACAACCACGUGUCUUCGAACAGCAGAUAUCGGGUGGCGGCCAUGGCUGGGGCCGCAGCAGCAGCAGCACGGGCCGCGUCGGGUGAGGGGGGCGAGGUUUGUGUGAGUGCCCCCGGCAAGGUGAUCCUGCAUGGCGAGCACUCCGUGGUGUACGGGCGCCGCGCCGUGGCCCUCAGCCUGGACCUGCGGACCACCCUCACCCUCACGCCGGGCGGCACCCACCUCACGCUGGACCUGCCGGCUGUAGACAUCAAGAAGUCGUGGCCGCUGGGGGAUGUGGAAGAUCUGUGGACGCGGCUGGGGCGGCCAGGCGAGGCGUGCGCUGCACCCCUGAGCGAGACACAGGCGCAGCAGGUGCGAGAAUUCCUGGCGCUGCCCGAGGACCCUUCCGGUGGGCCCCGCAGCCUGGCUCUGCUGUCAUUCUUUCAGCUGUACCUGGCCAUCCUGCCCCGCCCCCUGCCCGCCACCUUCGCCGUCACCAGCCAGUUGCCCACCGGUGCCGGCCUCGGCAGCUCCGCCGCCUACGCCGUCUGCUUGUCCGCCGCCCUGCUGCGGCUGGCCGGCAGGGGGAACGGGCCCUGCCUGGAGGAGGUGAGUGCCUGGGCCUUCCGCAGCGAGCAGGUGGUGCAUGGCACGCCCUCAGGCAUCGACAACUCCAUCUGCACCUUCGGCGGUGCUGUCAGCUUCAAGGCGGGGCAGUGCUCGCCUCUGGGAGCGUCGCCGCUACGCGUGCUGCUGGUGAACACCGGCGUGCCGCGGAGCACCAAGGCGCUGGUGGCGGCGGUGGCGGCGAGGCGGCGGCGGCUGCCCGAGGUGGUGGAGCCGCUGCUUGAGUCGCUGAACGCCCUGGCGGAGCGCGGCCUGCAGACCCUCGCCGCCCUGACCGCCGCGACCAGUCCUCAGGAGGAGGACGAAGCCCUAGCGGUCUUGCACGAGCUGGUGGACGUCAACCACGCCCUGCUGGCCUCCCUCGGGGUGUCCCACGCCAGCCUGGAGAGGCUGGUGGGCGUGGCCGCCACUCACGGCCUGCACGCCAAGCUGACUGGAGCGGGCGGCGGCGGCUUCGGCGUGGUUGUGCUGGGGCGCAGCGACACCUGCACGGCCCAAGAGGACAGUUGUAGACAAGUGCUGGAGGCUGCAGGCUACCAAGUAUGGCACACCACCCUGGGGGGCCCCGGCCUCAUCUUCCACUAGUCGCACACCCUCUUGGCUGCCUGGAGGCCUCGGCGGCACCUCUCAUUUGUUGGCUGUUGCCUGGCCCGACACGCACCGCUCAUGUCCACUUACCUGUGCGUGUCCCGCCAGUCCGCCGCUGCUCCGGCAACAAGAAUGCGUCUCACUGAGUCACUGUGUCAGGGCAUUGUGGCAGUUAAGCACUAAUUCACUUUUCAAUCACUGCUGGAUUUAAUUGAUUCACUGCUCUCUCUCCCUCUCUGCUGUUUUGUUUCAUACUUGUUUGCUGUGGUAAUUAAUAUAUGUUGGAGAGUAAUAAACGGGCACUAUCAAUCAA
This is a messenger RNA of Eriocheir sinensis (Chinese mitten crab), 2220 nucleotides long. RefSeq names its product mevalonate kinase-like. Gene Ontology annotation, molecular function: mevalonate kinase activity; ATP binding. Lineage: Eukaryota; Metazoa; Arthropoda; Malacostraca; Decapoda; Varunidae. The transcript has 4 exons. Gene Ontology annotation, biological process: isoprenoid biosynthetic process; cholesterol biosynthetic process. Bases 753 to 1904 code for a protein of 383 amino acids. The record is from RefSeq and is a predicted model, not a curated record. Gene Ontology annotation, cellular component: cytoplasm.